AUGGAAUACAUGGCUGAGGCAUUACGAAAUAAGACAGUGAAACUCACCAUACUAGAUCUUACAUGGAACCGUAUCGGUGACGUAGGGGCACAGCAUCUAGCUGAUACAUUACGAACUAACGCAACUCUCACUACACUAGAUCUUACACGAAAUCGAAUAAAGAACGAAGGAAUACGGCAUCUCACUGAUGCAUUACUACAUAAUACAACGCUCACCACAUUAAAUCUUUGUGAUAAUACAAUAGAUACUCGUGAAGUUCACUACCUGACACUCACUACACUCAAUCUUGGAUGGAAUAAAAUCGGUACUCUUGGAGCAGGACAUUUGGCUGUUGCAUUACAAAAUAACACGGCACUGACUACACUCGAUCUUGGAAAUAAUGAAAUCGGAACUAUUGGAGCAGAACAUUUGGCUCGUGCAUUACAAAAUAACACGACACUUACUACUCUAGAUUUGUCUUCCAAUCAAAUUAGAGAUCAAGGUGCUCAAUAUAUAGCUGAUGCAUUACGAAAAAAUUCAAAAGUCACCACACUUGACUUGAGUUCCAAUCAAAUACAAACUAUGGGUGUUCAACAUCUAGUUGAUGCAUUACGAAUUAACACAACUCUCAUUACCCUAUAUCUCUCAUUAAACCCAAUCGGAGACGAAGGAGCGCAACAUCUCGCUAACGCGUUACGAAGUAAUACAACACUCAUGUCACUCCGUCUUUGGGACAAUGAAAUCGGAGACGAUGGAGCAAAGUUUCUUGUCAAUGGGUUAGAAAAUAACAAGACACUUACUACAUUAGAUCUCUCUUUCAAAGAAAUGGGAAAAAGGCGACAACAGUACAUGGCUGAUAUAUUUAAAUAUACUGGAGUAAUCUCUAUUUUAUUCUUAUCUCUCUAA
Rotaria sp. Silwood1 is the source of this 885-nucleotide messenger RNA. Lineage: Eukaryota; Metazoa; Rotifera; Eurotatoria; Philodinida; Philodinidae. The record is from the annotation of a GenBank genome assembly.